GCACACUGGAGCUUCUCUCCAAUAACCAAACACCAACAAACCCACGACACCGAACCGACGACAGCAACCGGCAAUUGCUCGUGGUCGACAUCCGCACACACAUACACAGCCAUGACCAUGACGGCAGCAACAACACAAAGGGCCCUUGCGCCCCUCGCGCGACACCAGCAAAGACUCCUCACAUCGACCACGUCGUCCUCCACCUCGGCGCGAUCCCUCUCUGCGCUCUCGUCCACCCGUCGUCCCCGAGCUCUGCUCCCCGCUUCCACAACAUCACCAAGCUCAGCAGCAAGCUUCCACACCACCCCUAACAAUGCCAUCCCCUCGGGCGGCUUCGGCGGCGCCGGCGGCAUCCCCACCUACUUCCAGAAGCCCUCGCUACCGGCCAACACCAUCAUCCGCUUCGUGCCGCAGCAGACAGCCUGGAUCGUCGAACGCAUGGGCAAAUUCAAUAGGAUCCUGCAGCCCGGUCUGGCCAUCCUGAUCCCCUUCAUCGACCGCAUCGCCUACGUCAAGUCGCUCAAGGAAGUUGCUCAUGAGAUCCCCAGCCAGAGCGCCAUCACGGCCGACAACGUCACGCUUGAGCUUGAUGGUGUUUUGUACACGAGGGUGUUUGAUGCUUAUAAGGCGAGCUACGGCGUCGAAGACGCCGAAUACGCCAUCUCCCAACUCGCGCAAACAACCAUGCGCUCCGAGAUCGGCCGACUCACCCUCGACCACGUCCUGAAAGAGCGCACAGCCCUCAACACCAACAUCACAGCCGCCAUCAACGAAGCCGCCCAAGCCUGGGGCGUGACCUGUCUACGUUACGAGAUCCGGGACAUCCACGCGCCCAAGCCCGUGGUGGAAGCCAUGCACCGACAGGUCACCGCCGAACGCUCCAAGCGGGCCGAGAUCUUGGAGUCUGAGGGACAGCGCCAGAGCGCCAUCAACAUCGCCGAGGGUAAAAAGCAGAGCGUUAUCUUGGCCUCGGAAGCGAUGAAGGCCGAGCAGAUUAACCGCGCCAGCGGUGAGGCGGAGGCAAUUAGACUCAAGGCGGUGGCUACCGCGGGAGGCAUUGAAGCGGUGGCGAGGGCGAUUGCGGAGGGUGAGGGAGCGGCGCAGAAUGCGAUUAGUUUGCGCGUGGCGGAGAAGUAUGUGGAUGCGUUCGGCAAGCUGGCGAAGGAGGGCACGGCGGUGGUGGUGCCGGGGAAUGUGGGCGAUAUUGGGGGGAUGAUUGCUACUGCUUUGAGCGUGUAUGGGAAGGUGGGUGAUACGCAGGCCAAGGCGAUGGCGAAGCAGUUGCUGGAGAAGCAGCAGGGCGAGCAACACGAGGCAGAGAAGCAGAAGGCUUUGCCCGCAGGUGUCGCCAAGCAGGAGUCGCCGGUGGAUGAUAUUGUGAAGGGGUUCGAUCAGGCUACUGAGCAGCGCUAGACGGGCUGCGAGAAUGAGAACGAGAAGAUAAAGAAGGAUGUCCAGAAGAAGGAAGAGGAAAUUCAGUGGCCAAAGCAUGAGCCGGAUAUUUAUUGGUUGGGCUGAUAUGAGUCGAAUCGAGUUGAGAGGCAGAGGCAAAAAAGAAUGGAAGCGAAGAGAGAGUUUCUAUUCGGUUGAAGCCUGGUUGUAGUUUUGUUAUUACUCACCCCUCCUCUUCCCUUUCCCGUGUGCUGGUUAAAAAAGAGGUUGGAAGAAGAAGAAGAAGAAGAAGAAGAACACAAAACAUAACAUUUGUACGUAUUAGAAGAAGAGGGCGCAAUAUGAACCAUAGCAUGCAUGGCGUUUAGUAAUGGACGAAUAUGUUGAUCACAU
Messenger RNA from Neurospora tetraspora, 1785 nucleotides. RefSeq lists its product as uncharacterized. The record is from RefSeq and is a predicted model, not a curated record. Gene Ontology annotation, biological process: mitochondrion organization. Gene Ontology annotation, cellular component: mitochondrion; membrane. NCBI's taxonomy places the organism in Eukaryota, Fungi, Ascomycota, Sordariomycetes, Sordariales, Sordariaceae. The transcript is spliced from 2 exons. The coding region runs from base 112 to 1413 and encodes 433 amino acids.